CUUCUCGAAAGUCGCCGGUUUUUCUCCGACCGGCCUCCGAGGUCGAGUUUCUUCCCUAAAUCCCUCCCUCUCCUUCCGCAUGUCUCAAGUUCCCGAUUUCCUGGUGCAGAUCCUCGCGUUUAGGACAUAUACGAUGCAUUUCCCCUAAUUAUUUUGUUGCUUUUUCACGGAAUCAUUCGAAUCUAGGGAUUUCUUGCAGGGAUUUCGUUCCUGAUGCUUUAGGAUUUCCGCCGAUGUUUGUUGCCCCACACUGAGAGAGAGAAGCGAGAGAGAGAGAGAGAGAGAGAGAGAGAGAGAGAGAGAGAGAGAGAGAGAGAGAGAGAGAGAGGACAUGAAUAAUCCGAUGAUGGGCGGCGGCUUGCUCCCUGGUUCGGCCACCGGGAUCCUUGACCUUGACCCCUCCGUCAGUCAGUGCCACCACCACGCUCCCACCCACGCCCACGCCCACUCCCACAUCCAUCCGGUCUUCGGAGGAGGCCUCGACUCGGACCGCCAGAUGGCCUCACUCUUUGUCCCCUCCUCCGUGGGCGCCGCCACAAGCGACGACGAGGACCACUUCCCUGCAAUCGCAGGCGAGGAGGACGGCCACGAUCCCGACUCCCAGCCUGCUUCCGAGGCUGGCGGCAGCAAAAAGGCUUCGCCUUGGCACCGCAUGAAGUGGACUGACGAAGUGGUGCGGCUGCUGAUUUCAGUGGUGGCGUUCGUUGGUGAUCACGACGACGGUAGUCUGGAGAUCCUCAACGGAUCAGCAGCGGCUCGGAGGAGGCACGGGGCCUCCCUCCAGAAGAAGGGAAAGUGGAAGACGGUGUCGAAGUUAAUGCUGGAGAAGGGCUGCUAUGUUUCGCCCCAGCAGUGCGAGGACAAGUUCAAUGACCUCAACAAGCGAUACAAGCGGCUCAACGAGAUCCUUGGACGAGGGACAUCCUGUCAGGUGGUCGAGAAUCCUCACCUUUUGGAUUCAAUGUCUCAUAUCUCUCCGAAGGCUAAGGAAGACGUGAGGAAGAUCUUAAGCUCCAAACACCUCUUUUACCGGGAAAUGUGUGCAUAUCACAAUGGGCAGAGGAUACCGAAUUGCCAUGAUAUUGAUUUGCAGGUCUGUGAUGUCCCAAAAGUCGCUACUUCCAAGGAUGGUGAUGGUCAUGCAAACGAUGAAGAUGAAGAUGAUGAAAAAGAUGGUGAUGAUGGGGAUCAUGAUGACAGGAGCGAUGAAACGGGCAACAAGGGUUUAGAGAGCUUCAGGGCCGAGAUGGAUGUGGUGCUUCAUGACACAACAAAGUCACCAUGGGAACAGAGGCAGUGGUUUAAAGGACGUGCAUUGCAGCUUGAAGAGGAAAGGGUGGAGAUUGAGGCUGAAGCACUGGAACUGGAGAAGCGACACUUCAAGUGGCAGAGAUUCCGUGGCAAGAAGGAUAGGGAGCUCGAGAGGCUGAUGUUGGAGAAUGAGAGAUUGAAAUUGGAAAAUGAGCGCAUGGCAUUGCAAGUGAGGCAGAAGGAGCUGGAGCUGGAUAUCAUGAGAUCCAUGGACAGGGAGCAAGACAUCCAAAGGAACUAGCUACAGCAACUGUGAGAUACGCAGUGGUGAAGAGUUUGGUUCAGCAGCCUCCUCCUCAUCACCGCCACAAUGCGGUGCUUGGUGACAUGGUAACAGCGAGACCUCCCUCGAGGCCGCCGCAUGUUGGACGCGCUCUCGGCGAUGCUCUCCUCAAUGCAGUGCUUCGCGUGCUGCGCCGGCGACGGUGCCGAUGCGGUGUGGAGGCCGGACGUCGUGGAGCUCGUCGUACGUGAGAGCAUGCCGUAUGCUUGCUUUAUAUGGCAUGGUGUGGUAGAACACGUUGCAUGAGUUGCCACUUCUUCCUGUAGCAGGCAUGGUAUACAACACUCGAGAUAGGUCAUCCCUGUUCCGUGGACUCGAUGGAGAUCAUGCCUUCACCAUGUUGCAUAUGCUAAAGCUUCGUUGAUGGUUCCAACAAUAUCUUUUCUUUGGACUUGCUUUGCCUUAAUUUUGCUACAGAUUCAUCCUUUC
Messenger RNA from Musa acuminata AAA Group (dessert banana), 2023 nucleotides. RefSeq lists its product as uncharacterized. Lineage: Eukaryota; Viridiplantae; Streptophyta; Magnoliopsida; Zingiberales; Musaceae. The coding region runs from base 332 to 1552 and encodes 406 amino acids. The transcript has 2 exons. The record is from RefSeq and is a predicted model, not a curated record.